Messenger RNA from Lottia gigantea (owl limpet), 1158 nucleotides. RefSeq lists its product as hypothetical. The transcript has 2 exons. NCBI's taxonomy places the organism in Eukaryota, Metazoa, Mollusca, Gastropoda, Lottiidae. The coding region runs from base 1 to 1158 and encodes 385 amino acids. The record is from RefSeq and is a predicted model, not a curated record.
AUGGCAAGCAAAAAUUACAGAUUGGAUCCAAUCUUUCAAUUGUAUGAUCCGAUUCAAUAUUCGUUCAACAAGAAGAAAGAGGAUUACGUAAUCAUCUCACCAUCGGUAGGUACAAAGACCCAAAUAAACGACGGGGGAAGAGUUACCUUUGAAAUUAAUUCGUUGUCCAAUUGGUUGCUGCUUUCCGAUGCCCAUAUCCGAUGCGAUUUCAAGAUCAAAGACGCCACUCAGAAUCGAAUUCCACAAACCAACACGACUUUAGAAAACAACUUCUUUCCGUCUUUAUUCAGCGAAAUGGUUUUGGAAGCUGGUUCAAAUCCGAUAGAGACCAUAAAACACCCCGGCGAGUUUGACACAAUGUUGAAAACGGUUCUGUAUCCCAAAAACUACGAUUCAGUUUCUGGAUGGAUUCCCGAUGUCGGUGACGGAGAAGUUUUAAAAGAUCCGGUCAGAACUGUAGCAAAUGACGCAGACCUUGCUAGGAUAAGGGUAGUUGCUAGAAACACACUGGAAAGAGUGACUCGCGGAGUAAAUCACGGAUUUGAAAAACGAACGCUUCAAUACAACAAUGUUGUCGAGGUUUCCAUAGGUUUGCCGUAUAAAAUUCAUUUGCAAAGAGAAAUCAACGACAACAAAAUAUUCUUUGGUGAAAACAACUCUGACGCAAAAUUGGAAAUAACGAAUAUCCAACUUUACAUAAUGGUAAUCACUCCUUCCGUAGAAGUGGAAACGAGAAUAUUCAACUCUUUAACCAAAGACAUCGAAAUUGCUUUUCUUCAUCGUAACACGGUAGUUGCAGCUGGUGCAACUGCUGGUGGAGCUGCUGGGAUAGCCGAAGCUGUCAACUCAAAUAAAGCAGCUGCAGUAAAAGCAGCUGAAGAACGUAGACACAAUUUGGCAAUGGAAAGAGAAGCACGAGGGGGUUCGGGAGUAGGAGAUAUUUUAGGGACGGUCAAAGAAUUCGGACAAAGAUUUGGCGAAGAAACCAAGAAAACCGUUAAAGAGGGAUUAAGCAAAUUAAUAGAUAACAUCUACACCGGAGAAAUGAAGGUCAAACACAAGGGCAACGCCAUAUUUUUUAAAAACAUACGUUCGGGCGAGGGAAUCUUUCUUUCAAAGUAUAAAGGCAACGGGGUGAUUUUUGGUACGAAAAUGUAA